Sclerotinia borealis F-4128 is the source of this 1050-nucleotide messenger RNA. The record is from the annotation of a GenBank genome assembly. Lineage: Eukaryota; Fungi; Ascomycota; Leotiomycetes; Helotiales; Sclerotiniaceae.
AUGGGUAAGAAAAAUAUAGAAGGAAAGAGGGCGGGCGAGUCUUGGAGAGCUGAGUCAUGGGACACAUCCACAAAAGUCGAAGCCCUCGAGGGCAAGGAAUGGAAGAGGGCAGGCGAGUCUUGGAGAUCUGAAAAUUGGGGUGCAUCCACAAAAACAAAACCCGAGGGCAAGGAACGGAAGCUCAAGAUGUGUGUUAAAGGCGAUAAACGCGAUAUCAUACUCCUCGUUCUCAUCUUGCGUCAUCGUAUCACACCUCCUGUACCAUAUAUAAUCAUUACCGAGAUUAUCCUUAGCAUGUCACCGGAUACUUACCAGGAGCUGUGCCGUAGGAACUGCAACUUGAGGGGUCUGACGGAGGAACAACAAUAUCAUUGGUUCGCUUGGUGGUGUAAGGAAAUAGAGAAGAGAGAGAUAAAGAAGGGAGGUGGCAGAUGGGUGGCAGCUGUUAAUUGGGAGCAUGAAAGAAUCGAAGAAAUUCGUGCUUGUCUUCGAGACGGACUGCAAGGCCGGGGUCCAGUAUUCGAACUUGUAGACGAGGAAAGUGUCAAUAGAUUGAAAUUGGGAAUUGGACAGAAAAAGGAGCUCGUCAAAAAGAAUCGAGAUUUGAAAGAGAAAGAAGAGCGUAAACGAGCAGAGGAGGAUCAGACCACGUUGCAAGCGGACUGGUGUCUUAAAAACGAUUGGAGGCACGGUAGCGUCCCCGACCUUACCAUCCUCAAACCUAAGUCUGUGAUCGGGCAACGAUGUUAUCCAUUUGGUGACUUUCUCAGGCCGCUCGAUGACGACUCAUGGAGCUGGAACUCUGACUUCGACAUGGCUAGCACAACUUCAGCUAGCUAUAUGCACUCUUCUUCCUCUAGUCUGACCACUUGGUCCAACUCUUCUACGGCGACUUCUUCUACUACGCCACCCUGGUACUUUUGGUAUCCAUAUGAAUGUAGUAGAGCUUUCAAGGAAAUCAACAGAUUUUUCAUGCGAAAGAAGCUCGAAAAAAUGAAUGCGGCAGAGAGAGAUGGUAGGUUAGUCAUACCAUGGAUGAUGACUGACUGA